Molecule: messenger RNA, 3687 nt
Organism: Chroicocephalus ridibundus (black-headed gull)
Lineage: Eukaryota; Metazoa; Chordata; Aves; Charadriiformes; Laridae
Gene: LIX1L
Product: limb and CNS expressed 1 like
Exons: 6
Coding region: 38-1081 (347 amino acids)
Biological process (GO): autophagosome maturation
Cellular component (GO): cytoplasm
Source: RefSeq, a predicted model, not a curated record
GACAGCGGCUGGGUGGCGGGGCUCUCUCGGGGCGGCCAUGGAGUCGGUGCGGGCGCAGCGGCUGCAGCCCGGUGUGGGGACGCUCCGCUCCCUGCGCCCCGGCGUUACCGGCGCCUCCGCCCCCCCGGCUCCUCCGCCCGCCGCUCUGGCGGCUCCGCUGCCUCCCGCCGCCCCUCCGCCGCCGGCCGGGCUGGGGCUAGGGCUGCCGCCGCCGCCGCCUCCCUUGGGGCUGCAGGGCCCCGCCGCCGCCCCGCCGCCCGGCGCCGGGCCGCCCGCCGUCGGGCCGCCCGCCGUGCUGCGGGAGGCGGUGGAGGCGGUGGUGAGGAGCUUCGCCAAGCACACGCAGGGCUACGGCCGCGUGAAUGUUGUGGAGGCCCUCCAGGAGUUCUGGCAGAUGAAGCAGUCACGUGGAGCUGAUCUGAAAAAUGGAGCCCUUGUGGUGUACGAGAUGGUCCCUUCCAACAGCCCCCCUUACGUCUGCUAUGUCACCUUGCCGGGAGGGAGCUGCUUUGGCAGUUUCCAGUUCUGUCCAACCAAGGCUGAAGCCCGAAGGAGUGCUGCGAAGAUUGCGCUAAUGAACUCGGUCUUUAACGAGCAUCCCUCCCGGAGGAUCACAGAUGAGUUCAUAGAGAAGAGUGUUUCAGAGGCCCUGGCAUCUUUCAACGGCAAUCGGGAGGAAGCUGAUAAUCCCAACACCGGGAUCGGUGCUUUCCGCUUCAUGCUGGAAUCCAACAAGGGAAAAUCGAUGCUGGAGUUCCAGGAGCUGAUGACCGUCUUCCAGCUCUUGCACUGGAACGGCAGCCUGAAAGCCAUGCGGGAGCGGCAGUGCUCGCGGCAGGAGGUCCUGGCUCACUACUCCCACCGUGCACUGGACGACGACAUAAGGAACCAGAUGGCCAUGGACUGGGUGAACAGGGAACAGAACAGCCCAGGGGCCCUUUCCAGAGAGCUGGCUUCGACGGAGAGAGAGCUGGACGAAGCCCGCCUGGCUGGGAAGGAGCUGCGUUUCCACAAGGAGAAGAAAGACAUCCUGAUGCUGGCAGCCGGCCAGCUGGGGAGCAUGCACCCCUCCAAUUGCUAGACUCUGGCCAGCCGGUCCUUGUGCCAACACCUCCAUGCCCACAGGAUCCACCCCCGUCUCACCUAAAGCAUAUAAUGCCUCUUCCAGAAUUGUAGCCCGUUUGCACAUUUUAAAGAUUUUUUUUUUUAUUUUUUUUUUAAAAGGCAAAAAAAGCUCCUUGCUUCCAGGCCCCUCCUGUCUGCUAGAGAAUUCCUUCUGUCACUUUUUUUUUUUUUUUUUUUUUUUUAAAGACAGCACUAAAAAUGCAGCCUUUCAGUAUUACCGCUGAAGACCUCCCCUCUCCGUUGGUACUAUCGAGUUGGCAGCAUUCCAUGAAAUGUAGCAUUUCCUCCAGAAAGCUGCUGUUCUCUGGAGCUGCUGGCAUCCAGACCUGUUUUUUAUUAUUAUUAUUAUUUCUGCUACUAUAGUAGAGGAGGGGUUUCAAAACUCUUGAUAAGCACACUAAUUAAAAAAAAAACCAACAAAAUGAAACAACCAACACAUUCUCUUUAACACUACAAGGGAAGCUGCGUGGGGAGAUAUUCCUAAGUGUGGAAAAGGGAUUUAAAAAUGUGAUUUUGUUUUGGCCACAGGGUUCCAGUCCCAAGUCCGGGCAGGAUUUGCCCUCACCCCUACAGCCAUUGGGUGGCUGUGGCUGUCCCUGCGUUUCCCUCCUGGGGUAGGACUGGGUUUAUUCUCCAAGUAAAUAACACACCUAAUAACAAACUACGAGGCCGCGCGGUUCUUAAGGGAUUGGAUUUGGCAGUUUAAUUAAUCCGCACCAGACGGAGCGUCCUGCUCCGCUGCUUUUCAAUCCUCUCUGGGUCCUUGUGGUGCUCGGCACAGUCUGGCCGGGUGGAGAUGCUGAAAUCGCAUGAACUGGCCAGUUGAUUUUGCUGGAAAUGGAGUAUUGGUGGCGUUUUUUUGGCUUCUCCAGCCAAGCUGGGGAGAUGCAGAUUUAUAUUUUUUUUAAAUCAUGCAAGAAAUGGGAGAUGGACACACUGUUCUCUCCGGAGCAGCUUCUAAAUCAAAUGUCAGACUUGGCCUUUCCAAGGAAGGUUUAAAAAGCUGUGCCAGAGUUUUGGAACUCACUAGCAGUAAGAGGGGAAACUGCUCAGCUGCUUUCCCUGAAGCGCCUUGCAGAUACCAGGCUUUGUGAACUAAAACUGUGUUUAAACCUUUUUUUAAACAGAAAUUGUGUUUAAUCCUUUGCGCCAGAGCACAGAGCCAGCCCCAAGCAGCCAAAGCUCUGAUGAGGGUUUGGCCUCAGAUGAAGGGGUCUGACCCUUCACUGCACCUAAUUUACACUGCCCAGCUCCCUCCAUAGCCAAAAACCCACAGGUUUUGUGGACAAUUCUUAAGAUUUCUGGUAGGGCUGAGCAGUUCUCCAGGACAGCGGAUCGUGCUGAGCUGUUCCUGGGGAUGAAGGGAAUGGCACAAGGGCUGGACUGGACAAAACUCUUCAGAGCUUCUUCCCUGUAAAUGGGCAACACCACGUUCCCAAAACAAAGUCCUCUAGAUGCACUAUUUUUUUAAAUGAAUAAUUCCCUGUUCUUUGCAUAUGUAACACUGCUAAAUCCAUAUCAUGUUUAGAGUUUAAAAAAAAAAUGCGCCCUUGCUGACUUUAAAGUGUUCCUGGAGCUCAAGUUCAGUCGACGCAUUCAAGGUAACUCCUAUAUCCCAGGGGAGGCAGCAGCGGGAAUAUCCAUUGAAGGCAGACUUAAAUUUGCCUUUUUUCAGUGCAGCUUUGAGCUUUCUCGGGUGCUUUUCCCCUGGGGAGAGGUACAAACCCUUGGGGACGUAGCUUUUCCCAAGGACAGCCGCCCCUCGUCCUCUCCUUCAUCGGAGCGUGGCGGCGGGCGGAAAUUCCAGCAAUAUUCUUUGUUUUGAGAUAGAAAUUUAAAAAAAAAAAUCACAUUAUCUGUAGGUAUUCUAGUUUUGUAUCCUUGUCCUAACAAGCCUGUUUUGUGUUUUUUAUAUAUAUUUUUUAUAUGCAGCCUCUUUACACAGCAGUAUUAAUGUUUAACGUGUUUAUAAAUGUGAUUGUAAAUGUUGUGGAGUUUGUGCUUUUUUUACAGGCUGGCAAUAUUUGGGCCUUAUAUUUGGAAUUUAAUCAGUUGCUGUAGGAAUAGCAUGGAGCCCAGUGUCUCUGCUCCCCACACAGUGUCAUUCUGUGGGUGACACGGUGAUUUAUCCCAGGGUCCGACCUCGCAAAUGAGGGAACCCCCCAAAAACCCCCUUUUUUGGCACUUAUGUGCAUUUUGCACAUUGAGAUGUUACGUUUCUAGCAAAACUCUGGAAAUCCGCCCUGUGGGGUCAUCCACAUGCUGUUUGGGAUGCUGCUGCAAAAGAAAUCGGGGAGGAUUGUGGUGGUUCCGCUGGUCCAGGCGGAAGGGAAGAGGAAAAAACAAUAUUCCCUGACCUGCGGUUUUUGGGAAUUGGGGCAUCAGUUUUCAGUCUCCAGAUCCACUGGGAAAGCAAUAAAUGAACCUUCUCAGCAUCCAAAGUGGGGUGUUCUCCUUGUUCAGGCCGGGUAAUUAAAUGCAAAGCUGAAAGGAUAAAUCACCGUACGUCGCUGCUGUUUGUACGUAUGAUUUUAUACAAUAAAACUAGAUUUUUGGGGUCGC